ACGAUAAUUAAUUCUAGGCAUUUUUUUGACAUGGACGACUGUUGCUGGGCACAAUUACUUCCACAUGAGAGAUAACUUUCGCAUGUACUACUUCGAUCUCAGUAUGUUAUCCUCGAAGAAUUGGCGUAUCGUGCACGUAAUGAGCCACCAUAUGUAUCCUAAUACUUUAUGGGAUUAUCAGAUUUACGAGCUGGAACCGUUUCUUCAAUGGCUCCCUCAUAAGGAUAAAUCCUACUUUGCGGGUAUCAUAAGCCAGAUCAUCAGUCCUAUCGUCUGGAUGUUAUUGUUUCUCUUGGAAGGCUUCAAACGAUACUACUUGGUAUUCAAGGAAUAUGGAGUCUUUGAAUUUCGUGACUUUGUGCCGUUUCUGCUGCCUUUAUCGAUGAGUUUGCUAGCGCCCAAAGUUCUCGUCGCAUUCAAACUGUGGCUGAUAAUGCUGCUGAUCAGUAGCGCUCUGUUCGGUUUGAUUGGCUUCAACGCGGCUCAUCAUCAUCCCGAUAUUUUCCACGACGGUGAUAUCUAUAGGAAUGAUCUGGACUGGGGUUUGCUCGAGAUGGACGCAGUACGCGAUCGCGAGGUGAUCGAUGACUCGACCUUCCUGGCGCUCACGAACUUCGGUUCGCAUACACUGCAUCAUCUUCUGCCCACUGUGGACCAUCACUAUCUGCAACUGUGCGUGCCCGCUUUUCUGCAGACGUGCAAGGAAUUCGGCCUCAAUUCGGACAAAUGGACGCAAUGGGAGCUUCUUAAGGGACAAUUCAGGCAACUCAUGCGAACCGAAACGAAAAAGAAUCAUAGAUAGUGAUUCUUAUCUUCGACACAAGACAGUUCAUUAAAUUCUGUAAAUUUCUUAUAUAAAAAUUUCUUAUACAUUGUUUCAUAUAGUUUUUGACAUAAACAUGGUUGAAUAAUAAUAACUGUAAUAAACUCUAAUUGAAUUUCUUCAAAGUAACGUAAAUCAAUAAGAGAUUUUAUAAAUCA
Formica exsecta is the source of this 981-nucleotide messenger RNA. It is a transcript of the gene Cyt-b5-r, whose product is annotated as cytochrome b5-related protein-like. Gene Ontology annotation, biological process: lipid metabolic process. The record is from RefSeq and is a predicted model, not a curated record. NCBI's taxonomy places the organism in Eukaryota, Metazoa, Arthropoda, Insecta, Hymenoptera, Formicidae. The transcript has 3 exons. Gene Ontology annotation, cellular component: mitochondrion. The coding region runs from base 65 to 802 and encodes 245 amino acids.